AUGGCCACUUCCAACUGUUCUCUUGAUCUAAUGGCUGAAAAAGGAGGGUGGCUUUGUCCCCUUGGGGAAAAGUGUACCAAUCUGACCCCUGGCAUGAAUGGCAGCAGCAUCGAUCUGGACGAUGCAUGCUUGGCAGGCUACCUGGAAAAAUAUCUGGGUCCUCGUCGAUCAACGGUGUUCCUCCCGGUCUGUCUCAUCUACCUGCUGAUCUUUCUGGUAGGCGUCUUGGGGAAUGUGCUGACCUGCAUUGUCAUUGCACGCAACAAGGUGAUGUGGACGCCAACAAACUACUAUCUGUUCAGCCUGGCGGUGUCAGACCUGCUGGUGCUGCUGCUUGGCAUGCCGCUGGAGCUGUAUGAGCUGUGGCACAACUACCCCUUUCUCCUGGGGAAGGGAGGUUGCUACUUCAAAACCUUCCUAUUCGAGACCGUAUGCCUGGCAUCGAUCCUCAACGUGACGGCACUGAGUGUGGAGCGCUACAUUGCUGUGGUGCACCCGCUGCGCGCAAAGUACGUCGUGACACGCACUCACGCCAAACGGGUCAUCCUCACGGUGUGGGGUGUGUCAGUGAUGUGUGCGGUUCCAAACACCAGUCUGCAUGGGAUCGCCAGCCUUUACAGUCGCUCCAUCGGCAAAGCUGGGAACGAAAAUGUGGAAAUCCCCGACUCCGCGAUCUGUACCCUGGUGAAACCACUGUGGAUGUACAAUCUGACCAUCCAGGUGACCACUCUGCUGUUUUUCGUUCUGCCCAUGCUCAUCAUCAGCGUUCUCUACCUGCUGAUCGGGCUGCAGCUGAAGCAAGAGAAGAUGCAUCAGGCACGGGAGGCCAAGACGGGCUUUGGACAGGACAGCUUCUGUAACAUCCGCACACAGCAGCAGAAGGCACGUCGCCGGCAGGUCACGAAAAUGUUGUUUGUGCUCGUGGUGGUUUUUACGAUCUGCUGGGCCCCCUUUCACACUGACCGCCUCAUGUGGAGUUUCAUCCAUGACUGGACCGAAAACCACCUGGAGAUCUUCCAGUAUGUACACAUCAUCUCCGGUGUGUUUUUCUACCUCAGCUCAGCCGUCAACCCGAUCCUCUACAACCUCAUGUCCACCCGCUUUAGAGAAAUGUUCAAGGAGGUCAUGUGCCAUCGGCCACUUCACGUCGCUCCCAGGAAAUACUCUCUCAGUGUCACCCGGGUGACGCUCCGCAGCACCCUGAGUGAUGCGCCACUCGGCAAUGGCGUUGUGGUUGUUGAAGCCGAGGCAGAAGAUGGGGAGGCGAGGGUGAAGAAUGAGACCAAUUUUACAACUUAA
Messenger RNA from Pleuronectes platessa (European plaice), 1299 nucleotides. It is a transcript of the gene nmur1a, whose product is annotated as neuromedin U receptor 1a. NCBI's taxonomy places the organism in Eukaryota, Metazoa, Chordata, Actinopteri, Pleuronectiformes, Pleuronectidae. The record is from RefSeq and is a predicted model, not a curated record. The coding region runs from base 1 to 1299 and encodes 432 amino acids. The transcript has 2 exons. Gene Ontology annotation, cellular component: plasma membrane. Gene Ontology annotation, molecular function: neuromedin U receptor activity. Gene Ontology annotation, biological process: G protein-coupled receptor signaling pathway.